This is a messenger RNA of Hyaloscypha bicolor E, 489 nucleotides long. RefSeq names its product peptidyl-prolyl cis-trans isomerase. Gene Ontology annotation, molecular function: peptidyl-prolyl cis-trans isomerase activity. Bases 1 to 489 code for a protein of 162 amino acids. Gene Ontology annotation, cellular component: catalytic step 2 spliceosome. Lineage: Eukaryota; Fungi; Ascomycota; Leotiomycetes; Helotiales; Hyaloscyphaceae. The transcript has 2 exons. Gene Ontology annotation, biological process: protein peptidyl-prolyl isomerization; protein folding. The record is from RefSeq and is a predicted model, not a curated record.
AUGUCUGUCACUCUGCAUACGAAUCUCGGUGACAUCAAGAUCGAGGUCUUCUGUGAGAGUGUGCCCAAGACAGCAGAGAACUUCCUUGCCCUUUGCGCCUCGGGUUACUACGAUGGCUCUCUCUUUCACCGCCUCAUACCGCAUUUCAUGAUCCAAACUGGAGCUCCUCCCUCUCAACCGAAAGGCGGCGUAUCUAUCUGGGAAGAACCUUUCGAAGACGAGAUUCGACCUUCAUUGCGGCACAACGCUCGAGGCAUUGUCAGUAUGGCCAACAAAGGACCUGCGACGAAUGGUAGCCAAUUCUUUAUAUGCUUUGAAAAGGCACCGCAUCUGGAUGGGAAGAACACAGUCUUUGGUCAUGUCUUGGGGGAUGAUAGCCUGGCAAUACUGUCGAAAAUGGAGGGUAGCGAGGUGGACAAAAAGAAUCGGCCGAAGGAGGAGAUCAAAAUUGAGAGGGUUACAAUACAUGCAAAUCCUCUGGCUGGCUGA